GUAUUAUUUAUUUAAACAAAUUGCCAAAGGAUCACAAUCAACUUCAGCUUUGAAAAUGGCUUUCAAAUUCAUUGUACUCUCUGCUCUUUUAGCUGUCGCUAGCGCUGGUGUUUUGCAUCCCAUCCACUAUGCACAUGUCGCCAAUCCUGCCGUUGAUGCUGUAGCUUCGACACAGCAGAAUGUUGUGCGUUCCUUCGAUGGUACUGUCUCCCAUUACUCGAAGAAUAUUGAUACACCCUACUCGAGCGCAUAUAAAGCGGAUACCCGCAUCAGCAACAACGUAUACUCUCCAGCUGUGGCCAAGAGUGUCACCUAUGCUGCACCGGCUGUGACCAAAAGUUUGGUGAGUGUACCUUCGGAGACGGUGUAUGAACAUCAUGAGACCACACCUGCUGUAUAUGAAUACCCCGAGCCGGAGCCGACCGCUGCUGUUUACACGCAUGCUGCUCCAGUGGCAAAAACCGUAACUUAUGCUGCACCAGCUAAAGUGUAUCACCAGGCAGCACCUGUGGCCAAAACUAUCAGCUAUGCUGCCCCAGCUGUCGUUCACCAUCACGAAGCUCCUGUGGCCACCACCACCUAUAAUCAUGGACCUGCUGCUAGCACCUACACUCAUAAUUCGCCCAGUGUUGCUGCCUACGGCUCCAGCCAGACUGUGCACUAUUCGCCCGCUGAGAUGGUGUCGCACAUCAGUUUCGAUGGCUUUGGCACCCACUGGGGAUUUUAGGUCAUCUAUGAAGUAGGCUUUGUGGAAGCAAAAUGUGGUGUUGCGAUCGUUGUUGAAAGCGGAACUGUUGAGUGAGACUGUAAUUCGAUUUGUUUUAAUUUUUUUGUUUAUAUUUCUAAAGCAUUUAUUAUGUCACUACCAUUGCACUUCUUACCAUGUCAUUAUUAGCUACUUAUUA
Anastrepha ludens (Mexican fruit fly) is the source of this 905-nucleotide messenger RNA. RefSeq names its product pupal cuticle protein C1B-like. Bases 56 to 727 code for a protein of 223 amino acids. The transcript has a single exon. The record is from RefSeq and is a predicted model, not a curated record. NCBI's taxonomy places the organism in Eukaryota, Metazoa, Arthropoda, Insecta, Diptera, Tephritidae.